Camelina sativa (false flax) is the source of this 560-nucleotide messenger RNA. The record is from RefSeq and is a predicted model, not a curated record. NCBI's taxonomy places the organism in Eukaryota, Viridiplantae, Streptophyta, Magnoliopsida, Brassicales, Brassicaceae.
ACCGAGUGUUUGCAGAUAAAGCUGCAAUACCCAGACGAGUAUCUGAUUGGCGUGAGUGGCUACUACUGUCCAAUGGUUAAUAGUGGCACCCCUGUCAUUAGAUCAAUGACAUUCAAAAGCAAUAAACAAGUUUAUGGACCUUACGGAGUUGAACAAGGAACACCCUUCACUUUCUCAGUCAAUGGAGGACGCAUUGUUGGCAUGAACGGUAGGAGCGGCUGGUACCUUGACUCCAUCGGGUUCCAUCUUUCACGUCCUAAAUCAACCAAGAUGGUCAACAAGCUUCGGAAGAAGAUUCACUGGCUCACAAGGAUAGUAGCAUCAUAAAGUCUAUUGCACAGACUUGAUCAGAUAGCAUAUCUGCAUAGAAUGUACUAGAUAGACUCUACGAAUAAGGAUGUUGGAUGUAUCUUAUAGUCCAUAAGACCAAAAGUUACUGCCAAAGAUACUCUCUUUAAUGCACACAAUUCAAAAGGAAAGCAUAUCAUUGUAAUGGUAAAAACUAAAAACACACGAAGGUUUUUCAUAUUAAGUUAUAAACAAAGCAUAUUUCAAAGUAA